This is a messenger RNA of Mixia osmundae IAM 14324, 2445 nucleotides long. RefSeq lists its product as uncharacterized. The record is from RefSeq and is a predicted model, not a curated record. The transcript is spliced from 2 exons. The coding region runs from base 1 to 2445 and encodes 814 amino acids. NCBI's taxonomy places the organism in Eukaryota, Fungi, Basidiomycota, Mixiomycetes, Mixiales, Mixiaceae. Gene Ontology annotation, biological process: endoplasmic reticulum unfolded protein response.
AUGGCCGACCAGACGCCGGUAGCCGUGCCAGGAGGCUCGUCUACCUCGGACAGAGGCUCUGCCGAGCCGGCCAUUGGCUCAGUCAACUCGAGCAUGCCAGCAGAUGAAGCACCGCCUGAGCUCGUUACCAGGUCGAUGGGCCCAUCCUCGUCGUCAGCAGAGGACGAUGGCCAGUUGAGCCUGAUCAUCGAGCCUUCGGACAGCCAGGCUCUCAUCAAGCAACGCUUGCCAGCUUCGGCUACUAUCGCUCAGCUCAAGCAGUCAGCCUUGAUCGAAUGGCCUGGCAAGCCCAAAGCAGAUGGCAUCAAGCUCUUCUGGCGAGGCAGACUCCUCAGCGACUCGGAAACGCUCGAACAGGUCUUCAUACAAGGCGACGAGGCUCAGCGCAAGACGAUACACUACAUCCUUGCCUACGUCAAGCCGGCCGCAUACACAGAGACACUGCCGACGCCAGUCGCGCGUAGCGAACACGCAAGAGCGUCCUCAGAUGUCCCUGCCGUGGAUCCACCGGCCACAACACCAGCAGCGCCCGCCAUGGCACGCGCACCCGAGGCUACAGCCACGACAUCGCCAAUGGCUGCUUUGGCCGCCGGUCUGACCGGCCCAGCCUCGCUCGGCGCACCCUAUCUCACCAGCGCUGAUAGUUCCGCGUCCCAGCUGCAACAGCCACGCAUGUUCGGUCUCUUCAUGCAACAGCUGACAUUGCGAGAGCAAGCCCAGCUGCUUGAAAUGCUCAGUAAUGCCAAGAACUACUAUGCCCAGCAAGUCAAGACGGGUCUUGCCGAUGCAGAGAGCGAUCGUACCGCAUCACGCUGCGAUCAUGAACGGGACGAGGCUCUCGAACGAAGCGUCUCGGCGCUUUUCGACGGGACGGGCCUCCAGCUCUUCAUCGACAAGGACAUAUCCUUUCUGGAGUCCGUCAUCGCCAUCGGUAUGGCUACCUCGGUGACAGAACUCGAGCGUGGUGCUCGUGCCGCAAGCUCCAAUGCGGGCUACGAAGUGGUGCAUAUUGGCGGCAUGCCCUUCUUGUUGCAGCUGCCGCCCGAUUAUAAUAAUGAGAGGCCGUCUUCACAAGGUCAUGCUGCUGCAAGCAGGCUUGCGAGAGAUCAUGUCUAUCGAGGCUACCUUGAUCAUAUGAUCGGCAUGAUCAAGCUGUCGGCAGCCAGCAGGACCGCCACCCCAAUAACAUACUCAAGAGGACUUCACGCAUCUGUUGGUGCAAAUGCUCGCUUCAACGGACAAGGCGGGCCUGUCAAUAUGGCUGAUGUAGCUGCAAGACCUCCCAUGCCGCCAAUGGGACAGCCCCGUCUAGAGCGUCAGAAUGCAAGGAUCAUCAAUGUCGACGCGGGCAUUGGAAGAGCAGGUCAGAACGGCGCAGGAGUCGCGGUCAUCAUCAAUUUGGACGAGCUCGGCAGGACGCUCGUCCCGCUAUUCUUUUUGACGCUCAAGAUCUCCGUCCUGCUCUACAUCUUCGGUCGCCAUGCUUCGGUGGCGAAGCGUGUAGUCAUGGGCUUGCUCGCCGUCGCUUGGAUCAUCUGGGAGGGUCUAUCGAUACGCCGCCGCAGACGUACGGAAGAAGCCCGCGCUCGUGCCCGUAGACUCAAUAACGCCGUUCGAGAUCUGCAAAGAGGUGUAAAUGCUCGCGCGGCUCCUGGUGCCGCGCCGAACGGUGCCGCAGUUCCGCAGAAUGAUGCCAACGAUCAAGGCGCGCCCCCACCCGCUGAGCCUCGAGAGGUACAGGUCAAUCCGGCUGCCGGUCGUGCCGCCGACGAUGCCCGCGCACUGCGUCGGAUCGCGCGAGCGGCGAACGAUCCACAUCGCCAGCAUCGCUCCCACCGGCGCUCACCAUUGCGUCCAAAGUACUGGAUCCAUUUGGCGGCCUCUGUCGGGCUUGGCCAGGAAUCGCGCGAGAUUGGCAUCGUACAAGGCAGUACUUCAAUGACCGCUCUGGCGCAGCUUCGGCCUCCUCCGCCACCUGCCAAUUCGACCGAAGCCAAGCAGCGCUCUCUUGCCCGCUUCUUGCUCUCACUCAAGAUCUUCUUCGUGCUCUUUGUCUCGACUCUGUCACCAGAAGUCGAAGCGCGUCGCCGUAAGCUCCUCGACCGCCGUGACAGGUUAGUGAGCCAGAUCAGAGCAGCCGAGGACGCCAGACGGAUCGCAGCUGAGAUCGCAGCCCGUAACGCUGCCAAUCCAACAGAGUCUUCGAGGAGCGAGCCAGAAUCUGCCAACACGCCAGUAAGCACGUCGCAGACGAGCGCGCAGGAGAUCGGCACGCGCACGCCAGAGUUGGGUGCGCCCGCAAGGGACGAGCCCUUGCCCGCUUUAGACAGAGCCGAGCCACUAGCCGAGGACGGCAUCGACUCUGCCGACGUUAGCACAGAAGAGGAUGAGAAUGAGCCCGAGGAGCCCAAUGCUGCCGCUCAAGACGAGAUGAUGGUCCUUUAA